Molecule: messenger RNA, 6818 nt
Organism: Achroia grisella
Lineage: Eukaryota; Metazoa; Arthropoda; Insecta; Lepidoptera; Pyralidae
Gene: Cals
Product: calsyntenin-1
Exons: 18
Coding region: 156-3977 (1273 amino acids)
Biological process (GO): positive regulation of synaptic transmission; positive regulation of synapse assembly; homophilic cell-cell adhesion
Cellular component (GO): cell surface; postsynaptic membrane
Molecular function (GO): kinesin binding; calcium ion binding; amyloid-beta binding
Source: RefSeq, a predicted model, not a curated record
AAUGCAAUCGAUGAACACAUCCGUCAUCCGCCGCCAUUUGCGAAAGGUUGAUCGCUGCCUCGCAGCGCGAGUGUCAUCUCUUUGAUUAUGUCGAGUGUUUAAUUUGUUAUUUUCGAUAAAACUGUGAACUCAGUGCCGGUAUUUAACCAGUUAAAAUGAUUGUGAGAUUCUUGAGCGUUUUGUGCGUCGGAUUUUUGGUGUCUUCGGUGUACAGUGCCGAAGGAAACAACGACAAUGAAGACAUACCAUACUUGGAGCUGGAGGAGCCUGAGGAGGGCUACCAUGGACUGAUCCGCGAGAACGAAACGCUGGUGGAGGUGACCCCGACGAUCAGGGCGCGAGGACCGCUGUGCUCCUUCCUGAUACUGAACAACAAGCAUCAUGGAGAAGCGCCCUUCGAGAUAAUGGUGAUAGAUGAGAACGAGGCCCGGCUCCGCGUGCGAUACCCGCUCAACUGCGAGAAGCGGCGCAACUACAAGUUCGACAUCGCCGCCGUCGGCUGCGACGGAUCCUACUCCAACACUGUCCCAGUCCACAUCACAGUGACUGACGUGAAUGAGUUCGUGCCGGUGUUCAGUCAGGCUGCGUACGUGAAGGCUGUGGAUGAGGAUCACCUCUAUGAUGAGAUACUGCGCGUGGAAGCCACUGAUAAAGACUGCACGCCAAGAUACGGUGACGUGUGCAAGUAUGAGAUACUCACUGAUAGGAGCCAGCCGUUCACCAUCGACAAUGAAGGUGUUAUUCGAAACACGGAGCCAUUGGACUACGAGAAGUCCCACAACCAUAUCCUGUCGGUGGUGGCGUACGACUGCGGCAUGAUGCAGUCCGCACCCGUCAUGGUCACCAUCAAAGUGAACAAGCCCUGCAGGCCAGGAUGGAAGGGUCUGGCGGAGCGCGUGGACUACGCGCCCGGCAGCGGACCACUGGCGCUGUUCCCCGCGGCGCGGCUGGAGGCGUGCACGUCGGACGCGCGCUGUCCGGGCGUCACGCGCAUCCAGGCCGCCGUCACGCUGCGAGCAGCGCGCGCCGCCACCGGCUGCGACCGCGACACGUACGCGCUGCACCACCAGCGCACGCUCUGCGGUACGUACGAGUGUCGUGACGGAGGCGUCACGUCGGACGCGCGCUGUCCGGGCGUCACGCGCAUCCAGGCCGCCGUCACGCUGCGAGCAGCGCGCGCCGCCACCGGCUGCGACCGCGACACGUACGCGCUGCACCACCAGCGCACGCUCUGCGGUACGUACGAGUGUCGUGACGGAGGCGUCACGUCGGACGCGCGCUGUCCGGGCGUCACGCGCAUCCAGGCCGCCGUCACGCUGCGAGCAGCGCGCGCCGCCACCGGCUGCGACCGCGACACGUACGCGCUGCACCACCAGCGCACGCUCUGCGGUACGUACGAGUGUCGUGACGGAGGCGUCACGUCGGACGCGCGCUGUCCGGGCGUCACGCGCAUCCAGGCCGCCGUCACGCUGCGAGCAGCGCGCGCCGCCACCGGCUGCGACCGCGACACGUACGCGCUGCACCACCAGCGCACGCUCUGCGGUACGUACGAGUGUCGUGACGGAGGCGUCACGUCGGACGCGCGCUGUCCGGGCGUCACGCGCAUCCAGGCCGCCGUCACGCUGCGAGCAGCGCGCGCCGCCACCGGCUGCGACCGCGACACGUACGCGCUGCACCACCAGCGCACGCUCUGCGGUACGUACGAGUGUCGUGACGGAGGCGUCACGUCGGACGCGCGCUGUCCGGGCGUCACGCGCAUCCAGGCCGCCGUCACGCUGCGAGCAGCGCGCGCCGCCACCGGCUGCGACCGCGACACGUACGCGCUGCACCACCAGCGCACGCUCUGCGGUACGUACGAGUGUCGUGACGGAGGCGUCACGUCGGACGCGCGCUGUCCGGGCGUCACGCGCAUCCAGGCCGCCGUCACGCUGCGAGCAGCGCGCGCCGCCACCGGCUGCGACCGCGACACGUACGCGCUGCACCACCAGCGCACGCUCUGCGGACUUGACCCUAAGACUGUGGACCUGCUGCCCAGCCCCGGAGCCGGCAACGAAUGGAUCAAAUCGCUGAAACCCGACUCUGGCCGCGACGGGGAGCAGGUGUUCGAGUUCGACGGCGAGACGACGGCAGCCGUGGUCCCGGAGACGCUGGUACCGCACCAGCUCACCGGCACCUUCUCCAUCUCCACCUGGAUGCGGCACGCUCCGCCCCCGGACCACGACAAGCAUCGCAAGGAGCACAUCCUAUGUCUCGCUGAUGACCACAAAAUGAACCGCCACCACUACGCUCUGUUCGUCCGCAACUGCCGCCUGAUCCUGCUGCUGCGUCGUGACUUCGGAGACGGAGAUCUCAACAUAUUCCGACCGGCCGAGUGGCGCUGGAAGAUCCCAGAGGUGUGCGACGACGAAUGGCAUCACUAUGCGAUCAACGUGCGCUUCCCGAGCGUGGAGCUGGUGGUGGAUGGUGAGCCUUUCCGCGGUGACGGUGAUGCUGGACCCGAAGUCAUCGACGAUUGGCCGCUGCACCCCGCGCACGGGGUCAACACCACACUCGUCGUCGGAGCCUGCUGGCAGGGCACGGAGAGCGACAUGAAGCACCACCUGCACGGGUGGCUGGCGGGGCUGGGUGUGGCGCACGCGCCGCAGCCGGCCGGCGCGCUGCGCUGCGUGGCGCGGUGCCGCGAGGGGCUGCAGCUGGCGCCCGCGCUCUACCUGCGGGCCGUCUCCGUGGAGGGGGACGGCGUCGCCGACGUGGAGACGCUGCUGCGGCGCGUGGCCUACGCGGACGCGCGCGCCGCGCCCACGCCCGGCCGCCGCAACGUGCACGUGGCCACCACCGUCACCUGCGACAACGGCCGCGUGCUGCGCGCGCGCCCCGCCGACUCCUACGUCAUGGUGCUGCAGCCGCAGGUCCCAAGCGUGCUGCUGAACGGCACGGCAGACUUGGCGCGCGACUACGCGACGUUCCGCGGCGGGCUGCGCGUGUUCCCGGACGUAUCGGUGGGCGCGGGCGCCGGGCGGCUGGACUCGUGCGUGGUGUCGGUGUACCCGGCGCUGAACCCGGACCACGAGGCGCUGUCGCUGCCGGACGCUGCCGGCCUGCCGCGCCGGUACGACAUCCGCGCCGCCGUCACGCGCGACGGUGUCAUCCUCUCCGGCGCAGACUCCGUGACCAACUACCAGACGGUGCUACGCGAAAUCGAAUACAGCAACAAGAAGCCGGCUUACUACCUGAACCGUGUGUUCAAACUCACCUGCUCCGAGCUCAACGGCCGCUUCACCAGCAAUGAAUACGUGCAGACGUUGACGGUGGUACACCCGCACAUGUCUGGUGGUGAGCCACUUGCGCGCGAACUGAACCCCAGCGGUAUGGCCGACAAGAUGGACGCCGUCGCCAGAGACAAACAGGAGGAGCACUCUCGGGGCGCGGAGGGCGCGGGCGGACCUCCACGCGGCGCGGCGGCGCGCGCGCUGUCCCCGCGCGUGUUCGCGGCGCACGCGCAGCGCUCGCAGCACGCCGCCGACGUGCCGCAGCCGCGCGUGCUCGACCUGCACCCGGACUCGCCGCCCACCAACCACGUGGCGCUGGUGAUCGGCGUGGUGUCGUGCGGGGCGGUGGUGGUGCUGGCGGCGGUGGGCGCGGCGCGCGCACGUGGCCGGCCCCGCGCCCCCCGCGCGCCGCGCACCCCCCGCGCGCCCGCCCCGCGCCGCCUGCCGCCCGCAGACGCAGAGAUGGCCUGGGACGACUCCGCCCUCACCAUCACCGUCAAUCCCAUGGAUGAGUCCGCGAGCGGUGAAGGCGGAGUGAGCCGGCCGGACGCCACAGUGUGUGCACCGGACAGCUCGGACGCCGACUCCUGCUCCGACUCCGACUCUGACCAUCACGACUCCUCUGACGACGAGGACGAUGUGAUGCCAGGCAAACAACAUAAGUACAGGAACAUCAGUCAAUUGGAGUGGGACAACAGCACGAUGUAAUGCGUGCGCGCAGUCGCGGACUGUACUUAACGCACCUCCACUAUCCCAUCCCCCACCCUUCUGCCCACGCAACUCCCUCUCGCGCCCCCAUAAACCCCAACAUAUUGCUAUUCACCUGACACGCUUCAAUGUUACUCUAAAAUAUUUAUAUAAAUUGCAUAUUUUUAUGUGUAACUUUAAAUGCACCUAUAUAAUUAUAGAAUUGUACCGAUUAUAAGAAACUAUAUUUACUUCAAAUAUAUUCAUUUUGUUGCAAAUUGCAACUUAAGAUGCAACGCAGUGCAUUUUAUUGCAUUAAGAAAUAGUUACGCCUAUCUCAACAUAUUUACAUGCAAUGUUCACGGCUCGAAUUUAAAUGUAUAAGAUUACCCAUGUCGAAAGGAUAACCCAAUAGAUAGGGUUAUUAAUAUUAAAGGGGUUUUGUCCAAUCCAGUGUUUUCUACCCCAUUCCAUAUUAAAUGAUAGUUUCGAAUCGGUUUACGAUAAUGCAACAUUUAUUUAAGACAUAAGUAAAUCAUUAUAUAUAUUAUUGUCUAUGCGUAAAUGCAACAUUAUAAAAAACUCAUUUAAUUACCCUAAAAUAAAUAUUUAUCAUUGUUAUCAUGAAUAAUAAAAUAUAGACUGAAGAAUGGUCUUGUUAUAUGGAAUUGAAACUCCGCAAUAUCACACCUCAUCAUCAUGAAUGUACAGCAUUUUCGACCUUAAUGGUAUACGUAUAGAGUACACAUUGCGGCGUGUCAGUAGAUAUUCGUGAUAAGGAAUUGAUUUAUGCAGCCGCCGUCGUGGGCUAUGCUCGCACAGCAUACGGCACGACGCCUGUCCGGACGCCCCGGACACUCCGGACGAUCUCUGGUAUCUAAAUAAAAAUAACAAAAAAGCAAAAGCAAUUUCACUAUAGUGACUAAUAACUCCAUCUAGUUUAUGAAGUCGGUACUAACUUUAAAUUAUUGAUUAAAAUAAUUAUAAAGAAGGUUCAUUGAAACAUAGUUAUGAGAAUUAAAACAGUGGCGCGUCACUAAAGUACAUUGGUUUUUUGAACGAAAUUGUACUCUAUGAUAAUUCGAUAAUGUCCAAUAUCGAAUAACAAGAUGAUAUGACAUAUUAUAUUUUCAGUUUAUACCAGGGAUCAUCGUGGGUCGGGGCCAAUUUUAUUUCUAGAUUAAGGUCUCAAAAUUGAUCAUAUCAAAAACUUUAUACGUAAAUGUUUAUUUUUCGUCCUCGCUUGCUUUCGUAGAACGAUACUCUCGUUGUUCUUAUAGGGAUCGCUCUUGACUCUUUUCUAUUCGUUUGUAAUAUUACUGUAUGUAAGAAAUGACAGUAGUUCUUGUUGUAAUUUCGUAUGGAAACGGUAAUCUUAAGAUAGUUUAAGCGUCAGAUAUGAUGUAUAUUGAACACUAAAGUGACAUAUAGCUUCUGUGGCACUCCACUCGCUGAACACAUUCAUAAAGCAAAUAUUACCGACAACGUGGCGCCAUCCACGAAAAAUUAACGUCUAUUUUAUCUAUGGAUUUUAUCUAUUCUUUUGGCGCCUAUAGUUACGUGGCGCCAUCUACAAUAAAUUAUAUUUGGUCUGUAGUAUUUGUCUAUGCUACUUUUGGCGCCAAAUUAACGUACAGUUUUGAGUUGAGUACAAAUAGAGCAUUUGAAAGCAUUUAUUUGUUUCAGUACAAUAUAAAUUAAUAUUGUACCGGCAGAAUAUGUCCAAACACUUCUCCCUUACGAGCUUCUAAAAUCGGCUUAAAUGUAUAUUAGGCACAGAGUUAUUUGGAAAAUGAUAUAAAUGUACGAUAAUUAUACACAUUAUACAGAUGGUAUGUCUAGGAUCAGUUACUAUAUAAACUAUAUUAUUAUAUAUAUAUUUUGAAUGCGUUAAGGAAUUUUUACUAACAACUAGGUUAAGGCAAAAGCCGCGAGCACAAUCAGCCGUAGGCGUUAGUUAGGUUUAUUUCAUCUGUCGGCCGUCAUCUUGAGGGUGGCGGUGUGUCUCGCUCGCACCCGCGCGGACGCAUAUCGCCAUCUCCGUCGAGAGGUUGCAUAUCAUGGAUCGUUUGCCAUAUUAGUAUAGAGUAUGUGUGAUUCACCGACUGUACAAUCAUUAAGCAAUCGUUGUGGACAUAAUCAUUGAUGUAUUCGUCUAGUUGACGUCUCGUGUUUGUUCGUUUCCGUCACUCUCGCUGUCAGCCCUCUGUCGGUCGUUGCACAAAUGUAUUAUCUGUGCUCGUGACUGACAGCUGUCAUUCUGUCAAUCGAAGCAACGUAACGUAACACAGCCCAAAUUUGGCAGUAUGGCCGUUGUCUGUGUCCCCACGCGGUGACUGACAGCUGUCAUUCUGUCAAUCAAAGCGACGUAACGUUAUACUGCCCAAGUUUGGCAGUAUGGCCGUUGUCUAUGUCCCACGCGCGAAUGUAAAUGAGUUAUGUGUUUAGGAAGUAACUCUACAUUUCUUUGCUGUUCUGUAAACGAUGUAGUUUUCAUUUGUAGUUUGUUUUGACAACGAAUAAAUCUUCGGCCGGCCCCUGAACACGAACUCGCUGUUAUUAAGUUUUUUUUAUUGUUUGAUCGUUAUGAUUCGUUCACUCGACAGCCGUCCAUUUCUAUUUAUCCACGUUUUAUAAUUUUUAUUGUCUAUUACCCGUUUGCAAACGGACGUGGCACAAAUUUGGCACAAAGCAGGCGUUUGGUUUUGCCGUUUUGAUGAGUAUUAUUGUGAGGUAGCUAUUUACUUGCUAUUAUUUUCACUUUAUUUUGUAUCGUCCUGGUAUUAUAACAGUAUACUUAUAGAACUUCUUUGAUGUAUGAAUUAUUAUAUUUUAGCUAAAAAUAAAGUUGGUUUAAACUAC